AUGGUAGAGGAGAAAAGUGAGUUUUUGGAGAGAUUUUCGAAUUUUACUGUUCAUCGGGUACUGUUCAUCGGUACUGUUCAUCGGUACUGUUCAUCGGGUACUGUUCAUCGGGGUACUGUUCAUCGUCGAUUCGCACUGUUCAUUGUCUUUCCUUCAGUUUCAGUCAUUGUCAAGAGGCCGGGGCCGAGAUUGUGGACUUCGGCGGAUUCGGGAGAGAGUGUGGUGCCUAGUGUGGCGACUGCGUCGGUGACCCAGUCGGUAUCCGUGGCGAGUGAGGCCAGUGUGGAUGCGAGUGUUGGUUUGGGAGCGGGGGCUGCUCCGGGUUGGGGUGGUGCUCCGGCUCAGGGUCUUGAUGACUUAGUGGUGGGUUUGCUGACGCAGUUAUUGGCUCGUUUUCCGCCAGUGGUUCCACAGGGGCUCCGGGAGUACCUCCAGUGGCAGAGGUGCAGCAGAGGGCUGCGGGUUUGUUCAGCCGCAGGCUGUGGGUUUGAUGGUGCCGCCUAUUUGGAUAUGAUGGGGCACAUGCAGAGGAUUGGUACGCCGUACUUUGAGGGCGGAGUUAGCCGAGGCGGCAGUGUGUCAGAGAUUGGAGCGGAAUUUCCAGUCUAUCAGAUUCUGGUUUAG
This is a messenger RNA of Microthlaspi erraticum, 624 nucleotides long. NCBI's taxonomy places the organism in Eukaryota, Viridiplantae, Streptophyta, Magnoliopsida, Brassicales, Brassicaceae. The record is from the annotation of a GenBank genome assembly.